UGUCGUCAAGUUGCUCGACCUCUAUCCUUUUCGCUGUAUCGUAAUUUGCUCGGCCUUACCCCCUCCUCCAGUUCUCCUUCAGCGUUCCUCUCCCUCCCCUGCCUUUUCUUCUACCUCUUGCUUAUGGACUUGGAUUGGUUGUGAUUUUCUGGGAUUUUAGCCACUGGCUAUCAUCUUUUGUUCUAAUAUGCUGACCCACUUGUACUCUUUCCUUGUUUAUUCAUACCGCCAUUGAGAUUGAUAUUCGCAAAAUCAUCUCCUGCCAAUUUAUAGCCUGCGAAUGUGACUUACUUCUCUCGAAUGGGUUAUCACAAUAUCUGACCCUGUGGGUGAAUUGUUGACAACCAUCCUUGCUUUGCGGACAAACAUCUUCCCCUGAGUCUCAAUGAAGCUUACUUGUUUGAGCAAAGGCGAGGGCUUUCACUUCCCACCAUGUCAUAUGCUGAAUUUUUGUGGCCUCAGGAUCUUAUUGGAUUGCCCACUUGACCUCUCAGCUCUCACUGUGUUCUCUCCUGUACCCGCUGGAUUUACAGCCUCACGCUGCAAAGGAAGAAGCAACUCUGGUACAAGUCUUGAUGCUAAUAGUUUAAUUUUUGCAGAACCUUGGUAUAAGUCUGUUAAGAACUUGCAUCUGUGGAACUGGUGUUCUAUUGAUUUUAUAUUGAUCUCAAGACCUAUGGGCAUCCUGGGAUUACCUUUUCUUACUCGCAUGAAAGGUUUUUCAGCUAAGAUUUAUGUAACUGAAGUAUCAGCAAGAUUCGGCCAAUUUAUGAUGGAGGAUCUUGUAUCAAUGCAUGCUGAGUUAAGGCAGUUUUAUGGACCAGAGGAAUCUAACUUCCCUUCAUGGCUGAGGCAGGAAGCACUUGAAAUGCUUCCUUCUGAGUUGAGAGAAAUAAUUUUGGGCAAAGAUGGAGAAGAGCUGGGAAGUUGGAUGCCAUUGUAUAGUGCAGCAGAUGUGAAGGAUUGCAUGCUGAAGGUUCAGACACUUAAAUAUGCUGAAGAAGCCUGCUACAAUGGCACUUUGGUUAUAAAGGCAUUGAGCUCCGGUGUAGAAUUUGGUGGUUGUAACUGGAUUUUAAGUGGUCCAAAGGGGAAUGUUGGCUAUAUUUCAUGCUCCAGCUUCAACUCCGCUCAUGCAAUGAAUUUUGAUUUCCAUAGUCUACAAGGGACUCGUAUAUUAAUUUAUUCAGAUUUCUCAUCCUUAAGAGUCACACCAAAUGUUGAGGAUGACAAUAGUUCCUCUAAACCAUCUGUUAAUGACUCAUUAUUUCUCGGUGAUGACAACAGCAGCUAUGUCGAACAAGCAGAAUGCUUCCUCAACUCUGAUGAAAAUUCAGAAGAAAAGGAAAAGCUGGUUUUCAUAUCAGCCUGUGCUAUUGAGUGUGUCAAAGAUGGUGGUUCAGUGCUGAUUCCAGUUAGUCAACUUGGAACUCUUCUGCAGCUUUUGGAGCAACUGAUAGCUUCACUAGAAUCUUCAGCAAUGGAGGUUCCAAUUUAUAUAAUUUCUUCCGUGGCAGAGGAAUUACUGGCGUUCCUUAAUAUCAUACCAGAAUGGCUUUGCAAACAACGACAAGAAAAGCUAUUUGCUGGGGAACCAUUGUUUUUACAUGCCAAUCUUAUAAAACAGAAAAGGCUUCAUGUGGUUCCAGCUAUUCAUUCACAUAAACUCCUAAUGAAUUGGCAGGAACCAUGUAUUGUAUUUGCUCCACAUUGGAGUCUUCGCCUUGGCCCUGUUGUUCAUUUGCUUCGACGUUGGCGUGGGGAUUCAAAAUCUUUACUUAUCCUUGAGGAUGUUCUGAAUCCUGAACUAGCACUUCUACCUUUUAAGCCAAUUGCAAUGAGGGUUCUUCAAUGUGCGUUUCCCUUUGGUAUAGAGUUGCCAAAAGUACAACCUUUGCUGAAGAUAUUGCAGCCAAAGAUAGUUCUGUUUCCUGAGGAUUUAAGGUCACAGAUCAGUUUUUCUAGUGCAAAUUCAUUCACAACUUCUUAUUACACUGAAGGAAAAACUCUGCGAGUACCGUGCCAAAAAGACAACGCAGAGUUAAAAAUUGCGACUGACUUGGCUUCCCAAUUCCACUGGAAGAAAUUAAAGGAGGGAGACAUCAAUAUCUCAAGAUUAAAGGGGGAGUUAUUCCUGGAAAAUGCUAAACAUCACUUGCUUCUGCAAAACGAGCAAGAAGAUUCGUCGAAACGAAGGCCUCUGCUUCAUUGGGGUUCACCCGACGUGGGAAGGCUUUUGACAGCACUAUCAAAGUUGGGCAUUAAUGCAACUCUGGAACAUGUUAAAAGUAACACUGAGUCACAGAGUACCUGUAUACUCCAUGUGCAGGACCCUCACAGAGCUUUAAUUCAGGUUGGAGCAACCAGUACUUUUAUCACUGCUGCAAAUGAGAAUGUGGCUAACUUAAUUUUUGAAGCUAUAGAUAGCAUUAUGGAUGGGAUUUGAUUUUGUGGCCUCUCUUUCUCUGAUGUUUGUACAGAAUCUUAUUUCUUGGUAACAAAGUUAAUCAUGAUUUUUGUGGUGA
This is a messenger RNA of Neltuma alba, 2525 nucleotides long. RefSeq names its product integrator complex subunit 9-like. Gene Ontology annotation, cellular component: integrator complex. Gene Ontology annotation, biological process: snRNA 3'-end processing. Lineage: Eukaryota; Viridiplantae; Streptophyta; Magnoliopsida; Fabales; Fabaceae. The transcript is spliced from 11 exons. Bases 386 to 2446 code for a protein of 686 amino acids. The record is from RefSeq and is a predicted model, not a curated record.